ACCCACUAAUCUUCCCUUUAUCACACAGCAGUCAUCAUGGCCUCACGUAUCGCCUCCCUCUCUUUGAGAGCUACGGCGACAUCGACAACGGCGACGUUGAAGAACAAGCUACUCGCCCGGAACCAGUUCGCAGUGUACAGGAUGGCAAGCACAUCUGCUCUUGGUCUCAAGGACGCAUCACUGCUUCGUACGCAAGGCUACAUUGACGGCAAGUGGGUAGAUGCGCAGGGCGGCGGGAAGAUCAAGGUCUUCAACCCUGCGACAGAGGAGGAGCUUGGGACGGUCCCUGAGAUGGGCUUGGCGGAGACUAAGCAGGCCAUUGAAACUGCGUCCCAGGCCUUCAAAACCUGGAGCAAGACUACGCCAAAGCAUCGACACGACCUCCUCAUGAAGUUUUACGCGCUUAUGCAGGAACACCAAGACGAUUUGGCGCGGAUCAUUACGCUAGAGAAUGGGAAACCACUAGUGGAAGCCAAGGGCGAAAAUGCCUAUGCAGCCUCGUUCCUUGAGUGGUUUGCCGAGGAGGCUGUCCGCACAUAUGGAGAGGUCAUACCUUCGCCUUUUCCACACAUUCGCAAUGUAGUCGUCAAACAACCCAUUGGCGUUGUCUUUAGCUCAAUCCUGACACCGUGGAACUUUCCUUCAGCCAUGAUCACGCGCAAGUUGGGUGCUGCUCUUGCCGCAGGUUGCACUGCAGUGAUCAAGCCCCCUCCCGAAACUCCGUUUUCCGCCUUGGCUCUGGUCGAGCUGGCAAAUCGAGCAGGUAUCCCCUCUGGUGUAAUCAAUGUUGUGACCACGCAGGCGAACGUACACGAAGUUGGUCGGGAAAUGUGCGAAAACCCUCUUGUCAAGAAGGUAACGUUCACUGGAAGCACGCCGGUCGCAAAGGCUCUGUACAUGAUGGCAGCAUCUACCCUGAAGAAGGUUUCCAUUGAGGCAGGCGGUAAUGCACCAUUCAUCGUCUUCGACGAUGCAGACAUCGAUGCUGCCGUAGAAGGUGCUAUCGCAUGCAAGUUUCGACAAAGUGGGCAGACGUGUGUCUGCGCGAACCGAUUCUAUGUGCAGGAUUCUGUCUACGCGGACUUUGCAUCCCGCCUUGCUGAAAAGGUCGCUGCGUUCAAGGUCGGAAACGGUCUCGACGGCGAUACGACGCACGGCCCCUUGAUUCACCAGAAGGCCCUGGCCAAGAUCCAGCGACAUGUCGAUGAUGCUCUCGCCCGCGGCGCCCAAUUGGUAAUGGGCGGCAGUCGCGUCCCUGGCAAGGGCUCAUUCUUCCAGCCCACCGUCCUUUCUGAAGUUCCGCCCGACGCGCUUGUGCAUACCGAGGAGACGUUCGGGCCUCUUGCCGCACUGACACGUUUUGAGACGGAGGAGCAGGUUAUUGCCUUGGCGAAUAACACGUCAGUGGGCCUCGCGGGCUACUUCUACACGAGAGACGUUGGGAAGGUCUGGCGAGUUGCUGAGGCGCUGGAGGUCGGCAUGGUCGGGACCAACACUGGACUUAUCAGUCAGGCAGUAAUCCCGUUCGGAGGCGUGAAGGAAAGUGGACUCGGGCGCGAAGGAAGCCACGGCAUUGAGGAGUACAUGAAUGUCAAGUUCAUCGCAUUUGGAGGCCUCUGAGCUGCCAGCAGUCAUGCGGAGUGCCCACAGCGCAUCAAGGCUAUACACCGCAUAGCCGAGCUGAGAAUCGGUCGCCGCCAGACGAUCACAGACGGACAUGUAUGCAUCUCUUAAUCCUUGUAUAGUAUGUUGUUUUCCUGCUGUGU
Postia placenta MAD-698-R-SB12 is the source of this 1766-nucleotide messenger RNA. RefSeq lists its product as hypothetical. Gene Ontology annotation, molecular function: succinate-semialdehyde dehydrogenase (NAD+) activity. The coding region runs from base 37 to 1620 and encodes 527 amino acids. The record is from RefSeq and is a predicted model, not a curated record. The transcript is spliced from 15 exons. Gene Ontology annotation, biological process: GABA catabolic process. Lineage: Eukaryota; Fungi; Basidiomycota; Agaricomycetes; Polyporales; Adustoporiaceae.